GAGGAAAGUUUGGAGGAGUGCAGUGGUGGGCUAAGAAGUCCAAGACCCUAGUGGGUGCGGCCAAUGCCGAUACCACCUCCCGGGCUCUGUGGCAGUUCCGUGCGAUGAUCAAAUGCACUAUCCCAAGCAGCAACCCAUUACAGGAUUACAAUAACUACGGCUGCUACUGUGGCCUCGGAGGCAGUGGAACACCAGUGGAUGCCCUUGACAGGUGCUGUCAGGUGCAUGAUAACUGCUAUUCUGAGGCCAAGAAGCUUUCAGCAUGUAAAGGACUUCUGGACAACCCUUACACAGAGCUGUAUACCUACAGCUGCUCAGGCACCACCAUUACCUGUAGCACAGCCAAGAACGACCCGUGCGAGAUGUUCAUCUGCGAGUGCGACCGCAAGGCGGCCAUCUGCUUCGCGGGGGCGCCCUACAACCCGGAGUACAAGAACCUGGACUCCGCCCUGUGCAGCUGACCGCCCGAGGGACGCGGCCGGCCCCGGCCCCGCGCAAUAAACCCUGAC
Messenger RNA from Mauremys mutica (yellowpond turtle), 509 nucleotides. It is a transcript of the gene PLA2G1B, whose product is annotated as phospholipase A2 group IB. NCBI's taxonomy places the organism in Eukaryota, Metazoa, Chordata, Testudines, Geoemydidae. Gene Ontology annotation, molecular function: calcium ion binding; phospholipid binding. The coding region runs from base 105 to 461 and encodes 118 amino acids. The transcript has 4 exons. Gene Ontology annotation, biological process: arachidonate secretion; lipid catabolic process; phospholipid metabolic process. The record is from RefSeq and is a predicted model, not a curated record.